AUGCCCAAGUCUCAUCGCCCAGUACUACAGGUGUCGCCAUAGUACCUCCAGGGAAGCUGCGCCGGGAACACGAGAUCCCUGCCCCCGAGAGGUACAUCGGUCACCCGGGAGGAUGCAAGAGGUUCCUUACUCAUUGCUCUCUGGUUUUCGAGUUACAGUCCUCCUCGUUCCACACCGAUCGAGCCAUUAUCACCUACAUCAUCUCUCUACUCUCAGGCAGGGCCCUGGCAUGGGCUACGGCUAUGUGGGAACAGCAGCCAUCAUCCUGCAGCUCCAUAUUGGCCUUCACUGCCGAAUUGCAAUGAGUCUUCGACCACCCAGCAAGCCGACUGUUCAGACUCCGCCAAGGGGCCAGACCAGUGGCUGACUUCGCCAUUGAGUUCCGCACUCUCGCCGCCGAGAGCAGGUGGAAUACGGAGGCACUGGUUACCGCUUUCUACUAGGGUCUGUCUAACCCCAUCAAGGACAAACUGUCCGCUCGAGAACUGGGAGAGGACCUCGAGUCACUGAUAACACUGGCAAUCAGGGUUGACAACCGCAUCCGAGAACGUGAGAGACAGCACUUUUUUGACACCAUCCCGGUUUCCUGAGCACCCCAAGCCCCCCAAGUCCAGCAUUGAGGAACCCAUGCAGCUGGGACGCACACGUCUGAGCCCACAGGAACAUGACAGGCACAUGCACGAAGGCUGCUGCCUCUGUUGCGGAGGUCUCGGCCAUCUCCGUGCUACAUGUCCAGAGUUGACGGGAAACGCCAGAGCUGUGCAGUUACUCCCCAGCCACCCAGUCACCGUCUGUCACUACCUGCAAUCCUCCAUUGGGACAACUGUCAGCACCACAUUCAAGCCUUUGUGGACUGGGGCCUCGGAUCAUUUCAUGGACCAAGACUUCACCAGUAAACUACAAAUCCCCUGCAUGAAAUGUCCCAUCCCUCUGCAGCUUCAAGCGCUCGAUGGGCGUCCCAUCAGCUCCGGCCAGGUGGAGUAUCAGACCAAGCCCAUUCUACUGCAGGUUGGGUUGAACCAUUCUGAGACUCUUAGCUUUCUUUUGAUCACUGCUCCCGAGAAUCCUCUGAUCCUAGGGUACCCCUGGCAAGUGCUCCAUGACCCACUAUUCUCCUGGUCCACGGGACACCUGCUAGACUGGGGCAAGAACUGCCUAACCAAGUGUCUAAGACCUCCACCAAGAGCCUCGCCACGUUCCCGGGUCAACAGGUAUGGCUGUCCACCCAUGAUCUUCCCUUAAAGGUGGACUCGCGGAAGCUCGCUCUGCAUUGGACCAUUCAAGAUCCCGAGUCACAUCAACCGGUCACCUACCGUCUCCAGCUUCCCAGGUCUAUGAAGGUCUGUCCAUCCUUCCAUGUCUCCGACUCAAGCCGGUAAAAACCAGUCCCUUCUCUCCCCCCACACCUGCCCCUCCGCCUCCUCGACUUAUUGAUGGCCGCCCUGCCUACACUGUCUGGCGUCUGUUGGAGGCUCGCCCCGUCCGAGGUGCGCUGCAGCACCUGGUGGACUGGGAGGGUUACGGUCCCGAGGAGCGGGCGUGGGUGCCUGCCCGGGACAACCUGGAUACGGGACUGUUCGGGAGUUCGACCAACUCUGUGGUGGUUGCACUGGCUCUGCGGCUGGAGACGCUUCUAGAAGGGGGGAUUCUGUCAUGCUUCCACCUGUCACCAGAGGGCGACAGAGACCAUACUAGAGACUAUUAUGA
Coregonus sp. 'balchen' is the source of this 1707-nucleotide messenger RNA. NCBI's taxonomy places the organism in Eukaryota, Metazoa, Chordata, Actinopteri, Salmoniformes, Salmonidae. The record is from the annotation of a GenBank genome assembly.